CUCCUUCAUCAUUAUUGUUGAUGCACAUUAGAAGACUUUCUGACUGGCUGUGCAGCAGGACUGGAUGUGAUGAUGGAUCACUCUUUUCUCUGUGUGCUGGGGUUAUUCUUGCUCCGUACGUCCAUUGAUGCUAAUGCUGAAGAAGAUGAAGCCAAAGUCACUCUGACAGCAGACAGUUCAAUCAUACCAGAAGGGGGCAGUGUGACUCUGACCUGUUCUCUGAAGGUUCCUGCAAGAUUCACUUAUGAACUGUACAGAAAUAAUCACGUCAAACUAUCUGAAAAACCAGGAGGAGUUUUUAAGAUCUCAGAAGGAGGCAAAUACACCUGCAGAGGAUUUAGAAGGAUUAGAAGAUACUUCUAUACAUCUUUCAGUAACACAGUCUUUGUUCAGCAAACUGUUUCUAACAGAGUCACCGUCACCCUGCAGCCCAGCUGGACUCUGAUAUACAGAGGUGAGACAAUCACUGCCAGAUGUGAGAUCCAGGAAGGUGGAGGAACUCAGUGGACAUAUGAAUGGAGAACAACCAGGUUAAAUAGACCGCCAUCAUCCAGAGAACACUGGAUCAGCAGAGUUACUGACAGUGGAGACUACAGCUGCCGGGGAAGAAGAGACGAGUUUUAUUUAACACAGUGGAGUGAUGUCGUCUCAGUAACUGUAUCAGCCAGUAAACCCAGAGCCAGUCUGGCAGCAGACAGUUCAAUCCUACCAGCAGGGGGCAGUGUAACACUGACCUGCUCUGUGGACCACUCUGCUGACUGGAAGUUUAACUGGUUCAGAGAUGGGUCAGUCUAUCCUGCAGCUCAGCUCAGAAAUAACAAUGAACCAGGUGGAGUCAUCAGAGUCUCACAGAGAGAUCUGUACCGCUGCAGAGGAGGAAGAGGAGAACCAGUUUUCUACACAGAAGACAGCCAUGACGUCACCAUCGCGGAACCUCUUUCCAUGAAGCCCACAGUGGUCCUGCAGCCCAGCUGGACUCUGAUAUACAGAGGUGAGACAAUCACUGCCAGAUGUGAGAUCCAGGAAGGUGGAGGAACUCAGUGGACGUAUGAAUGGAGACCAACCAGGUUAAAUAGACCUCCAUCAUCCAGAGAACACAGGAUCAGCAGAGUUACUGACAGUGGAGACUACAGCUGCCGGGGAAGAAGAGACGACUUUUAUUUAACACAGUGGAGUGAUGUCGUCUCAGUAACUGUAUCAGCCAGUAAACCCAGAGCCAGACUGGCAGCAGACAGUUCAAUCCUACCAGCAGGGGGCAGUGUAACACUGACCUGCUCUGUGAACCACUCUGCUGACUGGAAGUUUAACUGGUUCAGAGAUGGGUCAGUCUAUCCUGCAGCUCAGCUCAGAAAUAACAAUGAACCAGGUGGAGUCAUCAGAGUCUCACAGGGAGGUCUGUACCGCUGCAGAGGAGGAAGAGGAGAACCAGUUUUCUACACAGAAGACAGCCAUGACGUCACCAUCGAGGGAACUAUUUCCAUGAAGCCCACAGUGGUCCUGCAGCCCAGCUGGACUCUGAUAUACAGAGGUGAGACAAUCACUGCCAGAUGUGAGAUCCAGGAAGGUGGAGGAACUCAGUGGACGUAUGAAUGGAGACCAACCAGGUUAAAUAGACCUCCAUCAUCCAGAGAACACAGGAUCAGCAGAGUUACUGACAGUGGAGACUACAGCUGCCGGGGAAGAAGAGACGAGUUUUAUUUAACACAGUGGAGUGAUGUCGUCUCAGUAACUGUAUCAGCCAGUAAACCCAGAGCCAGUCUGGCAGCAGACAGUUCAAUCCUACCAGCAGGGGGCAGUGUAACACUGACCUGCUCUGUGAACCACUCUGCUGACUGGAAGUUUAACUGGUUCAGAGAUGGGUCAGUCUAUCCUGCAGCUCAGCUCAGAAAUAACAAUGAACCAGGUGGAGUCAUCAGAGUCUCACAGGGAGGUCUGUACCGCUGCAGAGGAGGAAGAGGAGAACCAGUUUUCUACACAGAAGACAGCCAUGACGUCACCAUCGAGGGAACUAUUUCCAUGAAGCCCACAGUGGUCCUGCAGCCCAGCUGGACUCUGAUAUACAGAGGUGAGACAAUCACUGCCAGAUGUGAGAUCCAGGAAGGUGGAGGAACUCAGUGGACGUAUGAAUGGAGACCAACCAGGUUAAAUAGACCUCCAUCAUCCAGAGAACACUGGAUCAUCAGAGUUACUGACAGUGGAGACUACAGCUGCCGGGGAAGAAGAGACGAGUUUUAUUUAACACAGUGGAGUGAUGUCGUCUCAGUAACUGUAUCAGAUAAACCCCGGCCUGUCCUCUCUGUGUCUCCAUCAUGGCUGAGUCCUGGAUCCUCAGUAACUCUGAGAUGUGAGAUUAAACCUCCGUCUGCAGGAUGGAGGUUCUACUGGUAUAAAGCUGUUCCUGAUCUGUUAAACAACAGGUACAGUUAUGAUCUGCUGCCUGGUAGCACUGCUGGGACUGAAGAUGAUUCCUACAUCAUUCAUGGACAAACACACACAGCAGGAUAUGUGUGUAGAGCUGAAAGAGUGGACCGUGUUUAUUCCUCUGAUCACAGUAAACCCACAUUUGUCUGGUCUGAAGAUGUUCAUCCAGCAGCGUCUCUCACAGUGAAUCCUGACAGAGUUCAACACUUCACAUCUGAAUCUGUUUCACUGAACUGUGGAGGAAACUCUGCUGAGUGGAGAGUGAUGAGGUUUACAGAAACACAUCAUCUGUCACGCUGCUCCUCCUGGGGGAGAAUGACUGGAUCCUCAUGUAACAUGAACAUGAACCACAGUGGAGUUUACUGGUGUGAGUCUGGAUCAGGAGAGUUCAGCAACACAGUCAACAUCACUGUACAGAAUGAUGAUGAUGGCGUCAUCCUGGUGAGCCCCGUCCAUCCUGUGACUGAGGGAGCUUCUGUCAGUCUGAGCUGCAGACUGAGAGAACAAAACACACUUUCCAGUGUUUCUUUCUAUCACAAUGACAAACUUCUCCAACAUGAUGGCAGAGAGGAGCUGAACAUCUCUGCAGUGUCACAGUCAGACGAAGGUUUCUACAAGUGUCAACAUGCAGGAAAGACGUCACAACAGAGCUGGAUGUCAGUUACAGCUGUGUCCAGACCUGAAAGCUCUUCAUUUCCUGUGCUGUUGAUGGUUGGAUCAGUUAUUGGAAUCAUAUUAUUGAUUUUCCUGCUCUUGUUGUGUCUCUGCAAACGGUCCAAGGAUUUAUGCUGCAUCAGGUGGAUCCAGUCACAGAGCAGCAGUCAGAGCUCCAGUUCACAUCCUGGAGUCAACCAGAAUGAAACUAACCAGUACAGCUCUCCUCUCCACGAUGCAGAUGAAUCCAGAGAUGGCACAUACUCUCUUAUUGAACUGAAACAUUUUGGGAAAAAGAGGAGGCAUCAUGAACCAGAGGAGAGUUGUGUUUACUCUGAAGUGAAGACAGGAACUGCAGAGUCCACUCCAGUGUACGCUGACAUCAACCAUGAGAAUAAAGGAAAAGCCAAGAGAAAAAACAAAAAGUCCACUCCAGUGUACGCUAACAUCAACCAUGAGAAUAAAGGAAAAGGCAAGAGAAAAAACAAAAAGUCCACUCCAGUGUACGCUGACAUCAACCAUGAGAAUAAAGGAAAAGGCAAGAGAAAAAACAAAAAGUCCACUCCAGUGUACGCUGAAAUCAACCAUGAGAAUAAAGGAAAAGCCAAGAGAAAAAACAAAAGAAAGUGGAGUCCUGCAGCAGGUGAUGCAGCAGUUUAUUCUGAGGUCGGAUUAGGAGCAGCUCUGGAUAACAAUGCUGCCAUGUAGGCUGCAUGCUGUGCUGCUUUAUUCAGGAAAACACAAGACUGAAGAAAACUCAGUAACAUGCAGACGUCUUAGAUAACCUCAUUUGUUCUUCUUCUGUGGUUCUUAGUCUGUGAAGAGAAGCGAAGCAGCAAAGAGAAUCAUUGUAUGAAACUGCUGUUUGUAACUCUGUUAUCCAAAUAUCAGACAUGUUCAGUAGCUUCUGUUUUUAUGAUGCAACAUUUUAUUUAUCCUCUUUAUUUAAGCUCAAAGCUCAAGCUGCUCAUUGUUUAUCAUUUAGGCACUUAGUUACAUUUUAAUGUGUAAAUGGAGCAAAAGAUAAAAGUAAAAUAUGCUUUGUUAUAUCUGCAUUGUAGCUUUAAUUUUUUAAAAUAUGUUUUUUGACAAAUUAUAUGAAAU
Melanotaenia boesemani (Boeseman's rainbowfish) is the source of this 4179-nucleotide messenger RNA. Its product is annotated as titin-like. Bases 70 to 3783 code for a protein of 1237 amino acids. Gene Ontology annotation, biological process: cell surface receptor signaling pathway. The record is from RefSeq and is a predicted model, not a curated record. Gene Ontology annotation, molecular function: transmembrane signaling receptor activity. Lineage: Eukaryota; Metazoa; Chordata; Actinopteri; Atheriniformes; Melanotaeniidae. The transcript has 23 exons.